AGAGACGUGAAUGCAACCCUGUACUUCGGCUAGCCAACAAAACAUUCAUAUAAAUAAUAAUAAUAAUAAAGGGCAGCGCACAAACCCAACGGCGUCAUCGCAAUGGGUUUUCCGCGCAUUCUCAGCAAGAACCACAAGAUCUAUACGAAACUGGGCGAGUUUUGUUUAUCCGGCGACAGUUUCUGGAUCGUCUGCCACACAUGCCAGGAAGAGCUGCAAACGCAGGACGCCUUCUGGAAGCACAUACAGGAUGAGCAUAAUUUUCUGCAUGGCGUAGCCAAGCAGGAGCAUAAUCGCAGCAGCAGCAGCAGCUAUUGCCUAGCGGACGUGGAGUCAGCAUCGGCGGUCACAUCGAACACCACCUCAGUGCAGACGGCGGGCAAUGUGACAACGGUGGCUGUUCCCGUUGCCCUCUACAAAUACACCGAGGAUGAGCAGCGAGAUGUGGCCGCUGCCGUUGAGUUGCACGAAGCACAACAUCAGCAACAGCAGCAGCAACAACAGCAUCAGCAGCAGCAGCAGCAGCAACAACAUCAGCAGCAGCAACAACAUCAGCAUCACCAGCAUCAGCAGCAGCAGCAACAUCUUCAUCAGCAGCAGCAGCAACAACAACAGCAACAGCGGGAUGCCGCCAAGGAGCUCGCCGAGUUGCAUGCUGUGGCCGCAGCUGCUGCUGCUGCUGGUGGGGGUGGUGGUGAUAGCAGCGCACACAGCAGCAGCAUUGGCGGUGGUAUUGACAUCAAAGUGGAGCUGACGCCAGAAAUGCAGGUGGCAGCUGCUGCUGCCGCGGCCGCCUCGUCCAAUACGACAAUCUACCAUUUGUCUCAGGUGGUGCCAGUGUCAGCGCCGGCGCCGCCACCGCCGCCACCAACAGCAGCAGCAGCCAGUAGUUUUCUAAGCGGCGGCGCUGGCAGCGCAACAGCCGCAACAAUUGUUGGCGUAAGCACAACAGCAACAACAACAGCAGCAGCGGCAGCAGCAGUGACAACAGUGCCACAGCAAUCACAGUUGGGCAGUGGCAAUAAUGCAGGAGCGGUAAUGCAACAGCUGGGCCUGCCACUGAUUGCCGUCGCCCAGGAGCUGGCGCCGAAGGACUCAAAUAGCACAACGGCCAGCGCGAGCAGCGCUGUCUCAUCCGAUGAUGGGGAGCGUUGGUAUGUGUGCGACUAUGGCACUUGUGGCAUCAAGUUCAAGUACAAGUCGCGCAUGGAGCUGCACCGGGUGGUGCACAGCAAGGAGCGGCGUUUCAACUGUGAUAUGUGCAGCGCCUCCUUCAAGCAGUCCUGCAAUCUGUCCACGCAUCGCAAGAAGAAGCACUCGCUGAGGGGCAUCAAGAGCGAUCUGUUGCCGCAGCGUUUCUAGGCGUGCCACAUGCCACAAACCAAAAACAAACACCAGCAAACAAAACAAACAACAAAAAAAUGGGCAGUGCAAAUUUUGUUUUUAGUGUGUAAUUCCCAACCAAGCCUCCCCUCCCCGCCCCCAACCCCCAAUCUCCCUCCCUUCUGCAACUUUGCCGCUUUCAUAUAUACACAUAUUGAUACAGUGGAACCUCCCUAUAAAGUGCACAAGUUUGUAUAUAUGUGUGCAGUGUUUUAAGUUCGAUGCAAUUUGAAUUGAAUUAAUUGUCUUAAACGUUAUAAAUAUUUGAGUUUUAGUUGUUAAGCUACAGUAGUCGCUCGCUAAUUGGAACUGUUUGUCAUUUGUCAUUAAGUGAAGUGUGUACUUAAUUAUUGUAUUGUUAUUGUUUCGUGCUUUGUUUUUUCUUUUCUUCCGUUUUUGUUUCCUAACAUUUUGAAGCGGAAAAGAUUCAUCGGAUAGAUUUAUUUAAUUUUAAAUAACGCAUAUUUUUAUACAACAAGUUGAAUAAUGCUAAUUGCAAAUAAGAAUUAAGUCUGAAAUCGAAGUGUUCUAAUUUUGCAGCGACAACUCUAUUUUUAUUUUCCCCUUUCUUCCCAUCCCGCCCCAUCCCCUUUCAGUGCGAGUGAGGUUAUGUUAACCUCCGUUUUGCAUAGUCUGUGGCAAAUUGAAAUACUUAACACACACACAAACACACACACACAUACAUAUAAUGAUGAUAAAUGAAUGUAUAUGUAUAUUUAUGUAAAAUUACAUAUGUUAUAUUUCUAGCUGUACGUACAAUUUUUAUGUAGUUGUUAAGCAUGACUUUUUGGGGCAGAAAGUAACCGUUAGUUUAAGUCACAUCUAAAAAUAAAAUCUAUGUUAAUCGUCGUAUUUUAAGCAGCGAUCAGUGGAAAUGAUUGGAGAACAAGAAUAAGAAGAAGAAGAAGAGAAGAACCAUUAGUCAGUUGUGUAUGUGUAUGUUUAUUACAUUAACAUUAACAUUAGCAUAUUCCCCAAUAUGUAUGUAAUGGCGAUCAAAACCAACCACAAAAAUAUACACCUUAAUGAUUGUUCAGAAA
Messenger RNA from Drosophila grimshawi, 2423 nucleotides. RefSeq names its product AT-rich binding protein. Gene Ontology annotation, cellular component: nucleus. The coding region runs from base 103 to 1362 and encodes 419 amino acids. The record is from RefSeq and is a predicted model, not a curated record. The transcript is spliced from 2 exons. Lineage: Eukaryota; Metazoa; Arthropoda; Insecta; Diptera; Drosophilidae.